Messenger RNA from Calliphora vicina (urban bluebottle blowfly), 1068 nucleotides. RefSeq lists its product as uncharacterized. NCBI's taxonomy places the organism in Eukaryota, Metazoa, Arthropoda, Insecta, Diptera, Calliphoridae. The transcript has 6 exons. Bases 1 to 1068 code for a protein of 355 amino acids. The record is from RefSeq and is a predicted model, not a curated record.
AUGAAAGAAAACAACAAGUGUAAAAGUAAAGGCGAUAGCAGCAGUACUCCAGCCAAACAACUUGAAGUUCCUAUUAAUGAACAGCGCAACAAUGUUGAUUUGCUUAGAUUUUCAAACUCUUUUAACGCGUGGUGUAAGCUUCACCACGUUUAUUGUAAUAAGGCUUUUAUUUUGGUGGAAUUGCCCUUGACAUCUAAUCGUACAGAACCUUUUCAUAAUACAAUUUAUUGGGAGAAUUUACGUGCCAAUUCGUUGAGAGAAUGUCAGCCAUUGUCUGAUGGGAAUGGUAUCAUUUGGAAGAUUAACCUCAACGAUUUCAACAAAUGUGGAUUUUUGAGAAGUGUUAAUAAAUGGAAGAAUUAUGCAACUUACUAUCAAAAUCUUAUAAUAAAACAGAAACACAAUGCAGUAGACAAAAUAAAUAUCAAAUGUUUAUACAAAAUUAAAAACGUUUCCAAAAAUUUUAAACACAAACUGGUGAAACGUGAUGUUUUACCCGAGGACUUCCAAGAAGAUCAAGACAUUGAAAUCUUAGACACAGUAGAACAGCAGGCCCCUGAUCCUAAAGUAUUAAUGGAGGUAAGACAAAAUGACCAAAUUAUUGAUGGCAUGGUAACUGUUAUACCUGGUACACCGUUGAUAAUGGAAAUCAAACUCAACGAAGAGGCUAAUAAUAUUUAUGGUUUGGGUGUUAAUUAUUUGCAAGUAACAGAUAUGGCUGAAAUGUCAGAGACCAUAUUAUUUAAGGGCUGCACAGUGGAUCCUUAUCUGUUUGAAAACUUCAAUCUCACUGACACAAAUUCUUUAAAAUCCAAAUUUCGAGCCUUUAAAUUCCCUAAUACAGCAUUUGUGCAAUUUCGGGCGAAUAUCAAAGUUUGUUUGAACAACUGUGCCGCACCUCAAUGCAUAGCAGGCAGUACAAAACAGUCUCGCAAAAGACGUGCUAUAACUAAUCAAGAGAAUGAUGUAUUUGAUAUCAAUACCAGUUUUACUUUGAAAAUAAAUUUAAAUUCCAAAGGCCAUGAAGGUAAAUAUUUGCAACACAAGUGCAUUAUUUGUAAACAAUAA